Molecule: messenger RNA, 474 nt
Organism: Parasteatoda tepidariorum (common house spider)
Lineage: Eukaryota; Metazoa; Arthropoda; Arachnida; Araneae; Theridiidae
Source: RefSeq, a predicted model, not a curated record
UGUAUAUCUUUUGCUGUAGUAGUCACUUGUGUAAUAAUGGCCUGGAUUGCACUAAGCUCUCUUCAUUCAGGAUAUGUUCAACCUGUAUUACCUCUGAGCAUUAGUAUGUGUCCUUCAUCACAAAAUCAAACAAUGUCUGACAGUAUUUUUAAUAUAUCCUCAUCAACAUUACCAUCACCAAUUACGGAAAAGAAUCACUUUGUACUGUAUAAAAUGACAUUUGUGUGGUAUUCUUCCAUUGGAUUCUUUCUAACAUUUUUACUCACAGCUUUUGCUGCUUUAAUAACGGGUCAGGUACAAGCCGGUGGUGGGUCUGUCAUGUUUUGGGGGUGUUUUUCUUAUUAUGGAUUGGAUCCACUCACUGAAGUCACCACUAACAUGAACCAACAUGUUUAUUUGAACAUUCUGAAUGAUCAAGCAUUUAUUGCUAUACCCCGUCCCGCCCCCUAUGGGGGUAUCCGGAUGAAAAGAUGA